UGCUUCGCCCGGUUUACACUGGUUUUGACAGAGCAAGGGAGAGCAAACGGAGCCAUGGCGUCUGCUUCUUACACAGAGGAUUGGAAUUGUUCCAUCUGUGUGACAUUCUUCACGGAUCCUGUAGUGCUUCUAUGUGGCCACUCUUUCUGCAGAGAAUGUAUUAAUCUUUCUCUGAGUUCACAGCGCCAGUGUCCACAGUGUCGAGCAGAUGUUCCAGAAACGGGGAAAUGUCUUCCAACCAAUCACAGUUUGAAAAGUCUUGUUGAAAAAGAAGUCGACAAGUUGAGGAGAGAGCAUGAACAUGUCAAAGAGGUUGAUGAAUGGUUGUGCCAUGAACAUGAAGAAAGGCUGAAGCUGUUCUGCGUCACUGAUCAGCAGUUAGUUUGUAUCAUAUGCCGUGACGGAGAGAAGCAUCAAGGGCACAAGUUUACACCAGUCAAAGAAGCAGCCGCACCUUUGAGGGAGAAGUUGGAGGCAUAUAUGCAAGGCAUUGCUGAUGAUGUCAAUGCUACAGCGAGGCUGGCCAACACACAGAGGGAGGAGAUAGCAAAAACCAAAGACAAGGCUCAGCAGCUGACGACCCAGAUCAGCACACAGUUUAAGGAGAUGCACCAGUUUCUAUGGAAGAGAGAAGAUGAGAUCAAAAAUGACCUGAAACUCAAAGAGGAAAAUGCUCUGGAGGAAAUGAGCGACACAUUAAAUACCAUGGAAACUGCUUUGACUGAGAGCAGAGUUCUAGAGGAAAACGUACCGUGUGUUCUUGAAAUCACAGAUUCAGAGAGGUUCAUAAAGAGCUGGACUGAGAAUAAAGGCGAGGGGACUCUGGAACAUUUAUUCAGACCCAGAGCCAAUGAGUUAAAAGUGGUUAAUGACUCUCUCACUUUGGGGCCGUAUGAAAGUCACCUGCAGUUCUUCAUGUGGAAGGAGAUGCUUCAGGUCGUUCAGCCCCGAGCGGAACUUCUUUCACUCAGAAGUGGCAUUCAGAACAUAACAGUGUCUAAUGACGGGAGGAAUUUGAUGUAUAGUCCCAUAAUCAUCAAAGAGCCGCGUUGCGGUAACAAGCCUGUACAGAAUACAAGCUCAUACUACAGCAACGUUCACUAUCCUGUAGUAAAUGUCUCUUGCAGGGAGGACACCUCAGUACGGGUUGCUUCUGCAUUCAGCUCCAAUGACUUCACCUCAGGGCAGCAUUACUGGGAAUUAGAGGUUGGAGAACGGGACUAUUGGAAAGUAGGAUUAGAAAACUAUUACUUGAGCUAUAAUCAAAACAAUUAUGUCACAUCAGAUCACACACAGUUAACAUUGACAGGAAGACCACAGAAGAUUGGGAUUUACCUAGACUGCCUAUCAAAGAAGCUGUCUUUCUAUGAUGCAGAAAACAUGACUCAUAUUUACACUAUGAGUACGUCUGUGCCCGCGAAAGCAUAUUUUGAAUACAAAUUUAGUCAGGGAGCAGAUCAUAACCCCCUCAGAGUGUGCUGGUUCUAAAGUCUGGGAUCAUGGGGCAACAGGAAAUUCCCAAGCUGCGGCAAAACUUCCUAGAUUGGUUCUUAGCUUUCUCAUCCUUUCGCUGUUUGUAUUGAUUUCUAACAUUAUCCUCCUGAUUACCAAAGAACCCUACAUUUGUAGUAAUGAAGUAAUUUGAAAGACUGUUGCUGAACCACCUGAAGAACACUGCAGGCCCUCUUCUGGACCCCCUGCCAACAGGUUAGUCUUUUACAUGGGACAGCACUACAUCCUGCAUCCCUCCACUCCCCAGGGACUUGAAAUCUGGUCUGAAUUUACCCAGCUGACUGUGCCUGCCUCUUCCUUUCAUUGGAUCAUAAACUUUCGGAGAGUAAGGAAGCUGCAGGUGAUGCUGAGCACCUGGGAAGUCAGCACUGACAUCCUCUCAGGGCUCAUUUCUCUCCCAACUGGUCUUCUCAUGCCACACCGUCUGUUCAAACUCCUGAAAUUUGUAGAUUUCUCAACAGCCAUCGGCCUCUUUUGAGUCGGUGAUGAGCCUCUGGUGUGGACACGACAAUCUGGAGCUGAUAUGCUCAAAACUGUUGAGAUGACUCAAGAGAAGCAUGAGAUGAUGAGAGCCAUCAGAAACCCAACUCAGAUGCUGAUUCUAAAUACCAACAAGCACAUCAGAUAGGGGAGUUGAUUAUUCUUCGCACUGUUAUUUCUUACAUGGGAUUCUGCUUUCUCAGUUUUGCUCCUUUCUUUUUCAAUUUAUUUACCCUUGCGCUGCCCAUGAUGUUUUAUGUCACUUUACUAAACUGCAUAAUCUAAAAUGAUUUGUUGUUUAACAUGUCUUGGGCAGAAUAUACCAUUAGUGUGGCUGUAUACAAAAGUAGACACUCUGUAACUUACAAUAAUAAUAAUGAUAAAGAAAAGUAAAGAAAAAGCACAAAGUAAAAAUAAAUGAUACUCUAUUGUGUAAUCUACACAGGAUUUAUGAAAAAAUGACGACUUGUGUGUUGCUGUGUAUUGUUCCUUUAGUGGGACGUUUGUGCUUCCCUGUGGAGAAUGUUGUAAAUACACUUUCUGAGUCUAAAACUAAAUGGUGACGAAGAGGGAAGGUUUGUGCUCAUGUGAUGAUCCAAAAGGAUUGUAAUUGAUUUUGUGCAACUGAUAUAUAUGCAAAUAAAACAUUUUGUGGCAAAUACUCUCGCAUAUACUGAAAUAAAUACAAUCUACCACUACUUUAGAUGGGUGUAUUGUGAAUGGCAGGGGAAAGGGCACUAGACACAACAUAUGGACAUGAGAGGGACAUGAUGUGGAUGAGAUUAACACUGCUGUAUGUCCACUGUAUGUCUGUAAGUACAUCAUACAUAGAGAGAAUAUACACGUUCACCUUACAUUGAAUUUCGUGUAAAAAAAAAGAUAUAUGGUAAGAUUUCUUCAUGAGAUCAUGUGAAGAGUCACAUAUAAAGAAAAACAAGCAUAUAGAAAAUAAACGUUAUUGGUAAUAAAAAUACUUUUAGGAGACUGUGGAUUGAGUUUCUCUUGCUCUGAGACAAUGUUAGUGUUGUGAUGCAAAAGUUGUCUUAUGAGGUGUUGUAGUUGCGUUAGUGUAUUUUCAGUGUGAGCUCAACUGCCGGGCUGAGCUGCAUGUCACCAGAGAGCGCUGUUUGAGGAGUCUGGAGAAAGUGAUCUCAGUAAAGAGAGAUGUGGCUUAACAAACAUUACAAAAAGAAAGAAAAAACCCUGCACUUUCAACACCCUACCACUAGAGUGUGACAUUACAUUCAUUAACUUAAUGGUUCAAGUAAAGAGAAGAUGUGUGAAUAAAAGCAGUAUUUUUCUCUCUUUGUUGAGACGACCUGUAAAUCUGUUGGAAGUACUAGAGUGUUAUUCUGGGUGCUCAUCUUCCUCUGUAGGGUUGGAGUGACGACUGAAGUGAGUGAUACAUGUGGGUGUGUCUUUUCUGGGAAGUCGAGAGUUGAAAACCACACCAGUCAGAUCAGGGAGAAAAACAUCAGCCAUGGCGACGUCAGAUCUUUACUCCGAACAUUUGACUUGCUCUGUCUGCCACAGCAUCUUCACUGACCCAGUGACUCUCAUCUGCAGACAUUCUUUCUGCCAGCACUGUAUCACAGAUGUUCACAGUGUGAACAAAGGCCAACAGUGUCCACAGUGUCGGACAGCUAUUCCAGCGGAGGGGACAUGUCUUCAAACCAGCCACAUUCUGAAAGGCCUCUCUGAAAAGGCCAAAGAAGGAAAGAAGAUGAUGAAAACAAGAACGCAUGGACAUGAACCUGCUAUACGCACCUUAUUUUUGUCUUGUUUAUGAUAAAAGCAUGAGUUGGCCCAUUUUUUGUUAAGCUGGUGGAUGCUGUUUUACCAGAUUUAUCUGGCUGUUUGUGUUUAUGGAUAUGAACCUGCAAAGCACCUUAUUUCUGCUUGGAAAUGUUGUUGAAGGCUUAUUUACUAUUAUUGUGAUGGAUACUGUUUCAAGAUGUUCAGUUUACAUUAUGCAUUUUGGGAUAUGGACCUGCUGUAACUACCUAAUUUCUGCUUGGAAUUGAUUUUGAUAGUUUCCUGAACAGGCUCAUUUAUUGUUAAUCUGAUAUCUGAAUACUAGUAUACUAUUUUCAAAUUGUUUUCUACAUUUGUGGAUAUGGACAUGUCAGAAAAACACUGUCUCAUUUUUUGUUUAUGUUUUUUAUGUAACUUUUGCACUUCUGUAUCAAAGCUUGAUAGCCUUCCUGUGUUUUGGAAUGGAAUGACAGUCUGUAACUGAUUAUAUAAAGUGAAAGAAAAGA
This is a messenger RNA of Hippoglossus stenolepis (Pacific halibut), 4253 nucleotides long. Its product is annotated as zinc-binding protein A33-like. Gene Ontology annotation, molecular function: zinc ion binding. The transcript is spliced from 2 exons. The record is from RefSeq and is a predicted model, not a curated record. Lineage: Eukaryota; Metazoa; Chordata; Actinopteri; Pleuronectiformes; Pleuronectidae. The coding region runs from base 55 to 1488 and encodes 477 amino acids.